Arabidopsis lyrata subsp. lyrata is the source of this 1255-nucleotide messenger RNA. Its product is annotated as prohibitin-7, mitochondrial. The record is from RefSeq and is a predicted model, not a curated record. NCBI's taxonomy places the organism in Eukaryota, Viridiplantae, Streptophyta, Magnoliopsida, Brassicales, Brassicaceae. The transcript is spliced from 6 exons. Gene Ontology annotation, cellular component: membrane; mitochondrion. The coding region runs from base 293 to 1159 and encodes 288 amino acids. Gene Ontology annotation, biological process: mitochondrion organization.
AAACCGUUAAUUUUGUUUUGUGAGUUAAUUAUCCCUUUAGUUAAUCAAUAAAGACAAAGAUUCAGCAUUUUUCCUAGCCUUCGAAAAUUAAAAAGAUUCAGCAUUUUACGUAUUAUGCAAGCAAACAAUAUAUUAAUAGGCCCAAUAAGCCUCUUCUUACAUGUUAUUCACCGCCAUUGCUUUUAGUUGGUUAUACAUUAAAACCCUAAAAGCUUACCUUCCCGGUAAUUUCAAUCUCUAAUCGUUGCUUUAACCCUGACUUCGCCGGCGAUCAAGAGCUCAAUUUAAAAAAAUGAAUGUCAAAAAAGUUCCAAACGUUCCUGGAUCACCUGGACUCUCUGCCUUGCUUAAGCUUGGUGUUAUUGGUGGGCUUGGACUCUAUUGCAUUGGUAGUAGUAUGUACAAUGUCGAUGGAGGACACCGUGCCAUCGUGUUUAACCGGUUUAGCGGUAUCAAAGAUAAGGUUUAUCCAGAGGGUACACAUUUUAAGAUACCAUUGUUUGAAAGAGCAAUUAUCUACGAUGUUCGUGCUCGACCUUACGUUGAGAAUAGCGAAACUGGAAGUCAUGAUCUUCAAACGGUGACAAUUGGGCUUAGGGUUCUUACACGUCCCAUGGGAGACCGAUUGCCCGAGAUUUACAGAACACUCGGUCAGAAUUACGGAGAGCGAGUUCUCCCUUCCAUUAUCAACGAAACACUGAAAGCAGUAGUGGCUCAGUACAAUGCAAGCCAGCUCAUUACACAGAGAGAAGCUGUGAGUAGGGAGAUACGCAAUAUUGUGACAGAGCGAGCAUCUAAAUUCAACAUUGCUUUAGAUGAUGUUUCCAUCACAAACCUCAAAUUUGGCAAAGAGUUCACUGAAGCAAUUGAGAAGAAACAAGUUGCGGCUCAGGAAGCAGAACGGGCGAAGUUCAUAGUCGAAAAGGCUGAGCAAGACAAGAAAAGUGCUGUUAUCCGCGCUCAGGGAGAAGCUAAGAGUGCUCAGCUCAUAGGCCAAGCUAUUGCAAACAAUGAAGCUUUCAUUACUCUGAGGAAGAUUGAAGCUGCAAGAGAGAUAGCUCAGACCAUAGCUAGAUCGGCUAACAAGGUUUACCUAAACUCCAGUGAUCUCUUGCUUAAUCUCCAAGCAAUGAACUUGGAGCCUAGCCCUAACAAGUAGAGAAAGAAAAGUCACUUUGAACAAUUUUACCAAUUCUCCAGACUUGUUUUUGCUAUUUUUUGGACAAGUUUGAGAUUUGAACAGUUAUAGAAGACU